Molecule: messenger RNA, 2204 nt
Organism: Puccinia graminis f. sp. tritici CRL 75-36-700-3
Lineage: Eukaryota; Fungi; Basidiomycota; Pucciniomycetes; Pucciniales; Pucciniaceae
Exons: 9
Coding region: 69-2132 (687 amino acids)
Biological process (GO): regulation of actin filament polymerization
Molecular function (GO): protein binding
Source: RefSeq, a predicted model, not a curated record
CCACCUGACCAGCCUCCACCAACUCAUCAAAUAAUAAACAACAGAAGAACUCAAACUAAUACCUACAUAUGGCACUCGCUCAACCACCUUCCUUUGGUCGUGACUUACCUGAUCAGCUGAAUCGAAUCCAAAAUGUCGUUCACGACCAAAUAGCGUUUUAUGGCGAUGUCAGGGAUUACUUCAAGGAAAGAGUAGCAUUGGAAAGGCAAUAUGGUGCUUCACUUCAGCUUCUAGUCCGAAAAGCCAUGGAAAAGCGUACUAAACGGGAAGAAGCUUUAUCAGUCGGCCUAGAGACUAGUAAAUCAUGGAAUGGAACGAGCAGCACUUUGGAUACAGCAUGGUCAAAAAUCCUUUCAGAAGCUGAUGAGGAGGCGUCGGACCAUACCAAUUUAGCCGAAUCUUUGCAGAACGAAGUCUGUGAAGUCUUGAAAAAUUGCGAGAAGAAGAAGGAGGCUACGCGGAAGAGACAUGUGGAAUUUGGCGUGAAACUAUUGGCUGAGCGAGAUAAGAUAUACCACGACAGAGCGAAGGCUAAGCAGCGUUAUGAUGAGGCGUGUUCCCUUGUCGAAUCGACUAGAGUCAAGCAAGGUCAAGCAAAGGACGACCGACAUGUUGAAAAAGCAGCCAAGAAUAUGGACGUCCAUACCAAUGACAUGCUGAGUGCUAAAAAUGCAUACCUACUUUCAAUCUCAGUCGCGAACGAGGUCAAAGAAAGAUUCUAUCAUGUUGAUUUGCCAAGCCUAGAAGACGAUUUUCAGUCUAUUUGGUCAUUGGCAGCCUCGAAAUUAGUCUCCCUCUUAAAAACCGUCUCUACCUUAAACUUAAGAUGUCUGGAUCAGCUUCGUACACAUAAUGAGAACUUUCUCGCUGCCACCAACACUAUCGAUGCCCAAUCCAACCAGGCUCUUUACAUUGAAUAUAACCGACGACCAUUUACCGACCCUCCGGAUUUCGUCUUUGAACCCUGUCCAAUCUGGCAUGAUUCUGCCGAAUACGCUCUUUCAGCACCGGAGCCCAAAGUCUUACUACAAAACCGAUUAGGCCAGGCUAGAUCCAAGGCAGCCGAUCUAGAACCAACGAUAGCGGCCAAGCGUCAUGAAAUCACCGGGCUGGAGAAUCUUAGAGAGGCCUAUAGUCAGAAUGAUUCACUCGGCGACACAGAUGAAGUGGUGGAAAACUUACUCGAAAGUGUCCGACAGACGAUCACCCUGGAACUUCAGUACACGGUCCUGACAAAGGAAGUCGAAGUACUUGAACAAACUCUUGGGGAUGACCAGGGCUCUCAGAGACCUCACACCUUCAAGUCUGCAAGCUUUGUCACACCUACUUCUUGCUGUCUUUGCAAUUCCAACAUAUGGGGAAUUACAAAGCAAGGUGUGACGUGCAAAGCAUGCUCGAUCAGUGCUCAUGUUAAAUGUGGGCCCAAGGUUCCUUCAAAUUGCGCCGGAACUGCGCCUCUACAUGGGCUUAGACGAAAUGCUUCUCUGGCCGCCCUUUCGACUUCAGUUACUCGACAACAAGCGACUGUUGAUUCCGUCUCUCGAGAGCCGCAGAAUCAAACAGGUCUAUCUAGAGCAGUUUCUACCAGCCAUCGUCCGUCAGCAGCACCCAACGGGGGUGAAGGACUUGCUCGGUCUACCACAACCGUGAAUAAGAUGGCCGCACCCCUCAGUAGCCGAAACGCGCUUAACCGCACUGAACCUAAACCGAAAGCCCGGAUGAUUUACAGUUAUGAGGCUUCUACUGGCUUCGAAGUCAGCGCUCUUGAAUCUGAAAUUGUAACUGUGAUCUCCCCCGAUGAUGGAUCGGGUUGGAUCAAAGUUGAAACUUCAUCUAACCAAAUCGGUUUAGUACCUGCUACUUAUGUUCAAAUUAUUUCUACCAACGCUGUUAUUCCACCUUCCUCUGCACCACCCGAACCAGCCACGGGACCUACACCUGUUCCUUCAAGAUUAAGACGAGCCAAAGCACUAUAUGAUUGGGCAGCUCAAGCUCCAGACGAACAUUCAUUGUCAGUGGGUGAGACGGUGACGUUGAGUAAAGGGGGCGAAGCUUACGGAGAAGGAUGGUUUGAGAUCAUCAAAGACGGUCGGAAAGGGAUCGUGCCCAGUAAUUAUGUCGAAUUGUUAUGAGUGCGUAAUUUCUUCACCAUACGUAUUGCACUGGAUAUUCCCUUUCUUGUUAUCUUCCCCCCUACUUUGCUA